AAUGUAAAUGUGAUUUGUGAUGUGUCACAGCUGGUAUAAUGGUAUAUAGUAAUAUACUAUAUGUAUAAGAUAUGCCGGCGUGCCCAGGUUUGAAAUAUUUCCAACAUUGAGUGAUAUAUAAUAAUCGUAUAUGUCUAAAAAUGUUAACAAGGGACUACUGUUAACAUUUGCACCAUGAAACAAACUGUGCAAUAUUGACUGACUCGAUCAAUAUGGAAUUUAUUACUAGUGGCUUAAAUUGAGAUUUUAGAUGCCCUUUGCACCACAUUAAAAUUCUUGCAUGGUUUUAUUUCUUAUGCACAAGACAUUUUCAUACCCUACAGACAUAUUUCUGAGUUGUUCGUGACAACUCUUUGUUUUUUUUUUUUUGGCACAGACUGUUCUUGACAAAUGACACUGUAACACUCUUUCACUCGCACUGAAAACACAGGAAAAGACAAAGCGAGAAGGAAGUACCAACGUUCUCUGUACGAACCAAACAGCAGAAGAACAAUAAAAACCAGCUACGUUAUCCAGCAGAGAAUCUCCAUUUAUUGGGUUUUGUAAAGAGAGUCAUAUAUUGCUGUACACUAUGGAUUCCCAUCAUGGCACCACAGGAACCAAGUCCUAUUUCCCUGCCCGUUCCGUGCUGUUUCGGAGGGAAGUGAGUGGAGUGACGUAUCGCAUACCAGCUCUGAUCUUCUUGCAGCGCUCCUCCUGCUUCCUGGCCUUCUGUGAGGAGAGACUCAGUCCUGCUGAUUCCCAUGCUCACCUGCUCGUCAUGCGCAAGGGUGCCUUCUACAGGAACUAUGUAGAGUGGGACGACAUGCGAGUCCUGAGCACCGCCUGUCUUAAAGGCCACCGCUCAAUGAACCCGUGUCCCGUGUACGACACCUUCACCGGGACGCUCUUCCUCUUCUUCAUCGCAGUGCUCGGUCACACCACGGAGUCGUAUCAGUUGGUGACAGGCAACAAUGUCACUAGGCUCUGCUACGUGUACAGUGAGGACUAUGGGAAGACCUGGAGUCCUGCCACUGACCUCACUAAGAAGGUCAUAGGUGACACGAUUAAAGCGUGGGCUACCUUUGCUCUCGGGCCAGGCCAUGGGAUCCAGUUAAAAUCUGGCCGUCUGCUGAUCCCAGCCUACACCUACCACAUUGACUGCAGGCAGUGCUUCGGAAAGAUCUGUAAAACCACUCCCCACUCCUUCUGCUUCUACAGCGAUACACAUGGCAGGACGUGGCAUUUCGGCGAAACAGUGCCAGAGCCUGCAUGCGUGGAGUGUCAGCUUGUCUCACUGGACGAAGAGGAUGGGACCAACGUGCUCUACUGUAAUGCCCGCAGUACCCUCGGCUCCCGCGUUCAGGCCCUCAGUUUUGAUGAUGGUGACGUUUUCCAAAGAGGACAACUGGUGCACAAGCUUGUGGAGCCUAGAAAUGGCUGUCAUGGAAGUGUGAUUGGAUUUCCAGCACCUUUCAACCUCCAGAACCUCCAGAAGUCCAACUUGGGUGACGUCCAGUGGAUGGAGUCCACUAAUCGCUCACCUUCCACUACAGCAAGCAUGUUCCAGAAUUUUUUAACACCAACAUGGGUAGUGUAUGGACACCCAACCUGGCCCAACGCUCGGCAGGAUCUUGGCUUGUACCUCAACGUGCGGCCCCGUGACCCGGAUAGCUGGACAGGGCCGUGGGUCAUCUACGAGGGUCCGAGCGCAUACUCAGACCUGGCCUAUGUGGAGCUGGCAUCUACAGGGGAACCACCAGUUCAAAUUUUUGCCUGUUUAUUUGAAAAUGGCACGAGGACAGAAUAUGAUGAGAUUUCAUUUAGCAUAUUUACAUUGUUUGAGCUGAUUAACAACCUCCCCCAGGUCCCACCGAAUCUGAGUAGUGCAAAAUCAGCAGAAAAAAAGAGGAAGAAGAGAAUGUGUCAGUUUUGUAGAGUGUGUUAGCCGCAGAAUAUAUGUCAUCUGGUCAGAUAUACCAUUGGUACCCUAGUACACAAUAAAUCUGAUCAUUUAGAUAUGUUAGAGUUUAGUCCGAGACAAUAUUAUUCAGAGCUUGAGAAAGUUGUAUCAAAAAAAAAAAGUGUUUUUUCGUGACUAUUUUUUACUUCUAUAUAUUUUAAAGCACGCCUGUCAAACUCAGGGCCUGAGAGCCAAACAGCUCUCGCUGCCUUUUUUUGAUUCAGCAUGCACAAACAUGCUUAAAAACCAAUGCGACAUAUCGAAGUUGCUCAACAUUUUCACACAAUCUAGAAUUCACUGCAGAAUUCACUUGUUACAACAGGUACGAGCUCACAUCUCACAGUGUUGAAACACCAGAUAACACCAACUCCUACGUAUCUCCUACAUAGGAUGCCUAUCAGACCCAGAAGAUUCGGAAAUAUGUCAGGAGUUUCCUUUGGCGAGAUCCGUUGACCGAAUCGAAAUCAAAAAUGUAUCUCCAGUGUAGAAACCUACACACAUUCUAUGUUGAAAAAAAGUCGAUUGAACGUGAAGACUAGAGAGAUGGGGAAUGUUCUUAGCAGAGAUAAUCUGGUGAAGGUUCUUCUGAAAUGACUUUAUUAACAUUUGUAUUUUUGAUAUUUGGAGCCAAACAUUUACAGUAAACAUCAGUUAAACAGAAGAAAACAAACAAACAUUUAAUGAGUUAUCUCCUAGGCCGAGUACACGUGAAUGUGAUCUCUUAUCCCUUCUUUUUCCUAGUAACAUUAUUAGUGAUUGAUAGAAUAGAUAUGUGUAAAACAAUGAAUAGUUUUACAUUAUGGCCCUUCAAACAAAAUGCUGGUACAGGCAGAAAUUGAGUUUGGAAUCCCUGUUUCAAAGGAAUACACCAGCAUUUUUCAGCAUAACCUUUGUCCUUGUAUCUGUACUAUAUGAGUGAUUAGCACAAACUAGUUUCUUGUACUAAGAAAAGAACCGAAAACCUACUGAACCUAUAAGUGUAAAAUAAAUCCGGUUAUUUCUGAAAGCUUUUCUGACACAGCUAUGUUGGUAACACACAACCACAAAUUCUUCUUUCUGAAAAUCUUUCAAAAGUGUGAAUUACAUACAUUAGCGCUGUAUUUACAAAUACUUUGCCUGACAAACCCAUAAAUAUGCGUUUAUUAAAUGGAAUUGAACAACUGGCCUUAGAUUUCCAAAUGAGUUUCAAUGAGCAUGUAUUGUCGUUACAGGGAAAUUACACCGUUUUCCGUGGUAUAUGAAUAUACCCUUGAUGCACUGAAAAAUGCAGGAAUAUUCCUUUAAUGUAAAGUUGACUUACAUCUUGACAGCUGCUCAAAAUAUGGCUCACGUUGUCUAGUUAUUCAUUCAUGUAAAUCAGUUCUGUAAUAAAUGCCCAGUACGUAAUUGUUACUAUGGUGAAUAUUUUAUGCCUUUACCACUAGUGUCCAAGAUUUUCGAUAGAUCAAGAAUGACUAGUCAUAAGAAUGUCUGCAGGAUUCAUAUUGAAUUAGUAUUGUAAGCAGCAGAUGAACUGAGAUUUUGGAACUGGUGGUCUACAUCUAUGGACUAGAUACACUGAGAUUUUUUUUUCUUCAAGAGCUUUCUUCCUGUUUGUCCUACAGGGAUGCUACUUACACAUUCCCAUUCAGAAACUCAAGGCCCUGGCUAUCUAAGAUUUUUUUUUGCCGUCCAUCCUUCCAUCUGUUUGUCUGUUCAUCUCUCUGUUUGUCUUUCAGUUGUCUAUUUGCCUCAUUAACACAAUAUCUCAUAAACCUGUGGUUGAUUGUUUACAUGGAACAUUUACAUUGGAAUUGAUCCAAAUAAAAAAUCAAGUUCACAGCAAGGUCAACUGUCUAAAAUAGUUGUUCUUUUAUAGCUUCCUUACUGUUUUGAAGUAUAUUUUAAGGGUAUUUGAAGCAUACCAAUUAGUAACAAGAAGGACUAGACUUGUUGGUAAUAGAGGCAUCCCCACUGUUCUACUUUUAAGGUCUUAAAAGUGACUUUUAUUUAGCGUAUAUGGAAUGAGUCUCCAGUGUUAGGUCGUUGUAAGUACGUUUUCUGUUACGGGAAAGUCUUCAGGAUUCAUGAUAAUGGGAACGAACGUUUUCGAAGAUAGAUGUAACUAGAGAUGAAUAAAAAGUAGAACAUUGCGGUUCUAUAAUUAUUAAAAAAUUAAUUGAUGGCAAAUUUUUGUGUGAUAAGACAAAUUAAAUUGCUUUUUAAUGGAACAUAAUCAACUUCAGGGUGGUCUUUUUCUAUAACAGCACACCCUGUAGUGUUUUAUUCCUUACACAGGAUGUACAUCAUCACACUGUAACCAAUGUUAAAAGUAGUUUUAAUCAAAGGGGAUUCAUUAUAGUCAUUCCACAUGAUUUCACAACAGUCGUAUAUCCUUAAAUAGUGCUCAUUAUUAUCCAUUUUUCAUCCUUCAAUUUCAUAUAAAAAGAGAUGAGCUUUAUGUACCCGAAUAUAGAUUAUUCAGUUUUAUAUUAUCAACUGCAACAAACAGUGGUUAGAUACUUUAAGUUAUUUUUAACUUAAAAAAAUAUAUAAUAUAAACAGGAAUAAGCCAAUAAUCAAACAGUACAUAUACAUUUCUGAUAAUAAAAAUAACAUAUAUACAGGUGUAUAUAUACAGUUUACAGUAUGUACACUUACUGUCCACAUCAGUAGGAACAUCUGUAUACUAUUCACAGAAUUAGCUAAUCAGCCAAUCAAGUGGCAGCAGCGUAAGGCAGUAAAUCAUAUAGAUACACCUUUAACGUAGUAUUUAAAAGCGGUUGAUCUCCUGGGAUUUUCACACAUAACAGUCUCUAGAGUUUACACAGUAUGGAACAAACAUUAAGCACCUCUGUGGGUGAAAAUUGCUUGUUGAUGAGAGAGGUCAGACGAAAAGGUCCAGACCAGUUUGAGCUGGAAGGAAGGCUACAGGACGCCAAAUUACCACGCUUUACAACCACGUUGAGCAGAAAAGCAUCUCAGAAUGUACAUGUUGAAAUUCAACAGCAGAAGACCACAUCGUGUUCCACUCCUGUUAACCAAGAACAGGAAUCUGAGGCUACAAGCUCAACGAACGUGGACAAGUGAAGACUGGAAAACCACUGGCUGGUCUUUUUCUUUCUUUUCCUUUCUAUUUUUCUUUGUCUUCAACUGUCCGGUUUUGAUAACCUUAAAAUAGCUGGUAAGUGUGUAUACAGUGCACUCCACUAAUUUUGGCACCCUUGGUAAAUAUGAGCAAAGGAAGGUUGUGAAAAAUUAUCUUUAUUGUUUAAUCUUCUGAUCUUUUUUUUUUUUUUUCUCUUUUCAUUUUCUCUGCUCUCAUCAUAUCAAGCAAUUGUAAACCAAACACAGGUUUACAAAAAAAAUCUCUUUGUUAAAUAUAGGUGUGCAACAAUUACUGACACCCUUUUAGUCAAUACUUUGUGCUACCUCCCUUUGCCAAGAUAACAGCUCUGAGUCUUCUCCUAUAACACCUGAUGAGGGUGGAGAAUACAUGGCAAGAAAUCUGAGACCAUUCCUCCAUACAGAAUCUCUCCAGAUCCUUCAAAUUUCGAGGUCCACGCUGGUGGACUCUCCUCUUCAGUUCACCCCACAGGUUUUCUAUGGGGUUCGAGUCAGGGGACUGGGAUGGCCAUGGCAGGACCUUGAUUUUGUGGUCAGUAAACCAUUUUUGUGUUGAUUUGUGAUGUAUGUUUUGGAUCAUUGCCCUGCUGGAAGAUCCAACCACGGCCCAUUUGAAGCUUUCUGGCAGAGGCAGUCAGGUUUUCAUUUAAUAUCUGUUGAUAUUUGAUAGAAUCCAUGAUGUCAUGUAUGCUAACAAAAUGUCCAGGUCCUCUGGCAGAAAAACAGCCACAAAAACUCAAAACGCCACCACCAUAUUUAACCGUGGGCAUGAGGUACUUUUCGAUAUGGCUACCUCUCUUUGUGUUCUAAAACCACCUCUGGUGUUUAUUACCAAAAAACUCUAUUUUGGUUUCAUCUGACCAUAGAACCCGAUCCCAUUUGAAGAUCCAGUAGUGUCUGACAAACUGAAGAUGCUUGAGUUUGUUUUUGGAUGAGAGUAGAGGCUUUUUUCUUGAAACCCUUCCAAACAACUUGUGGUGAUUUAGGUGACUUCAGAUUGUAGUUUUGGAGACUUUCUGACCCCAAGACAUGACUAACUAUUGCAAU
Molecule: messenger RNA, 6094 nt
Organism: Ictalurus furcatus (blue catfish)
Lineage: Eukaryota; Metazoa; Chordata; Actinopteri; Siluriformes; Ictaluridae
Gene: neu4
Product: sialidase 4
Exons: 4
Coding region: 572-1927 (451 amino acids)
Biological process (GO): oligosaccharide catabolic process; ganglioside catabolic process
Cellular component (GO): membrane; lysosome; cytoplasm
Molecular function (GO): exo-alpha-sialidase activity
Source: RefSeq, a predicted model, not a curated record